AUGCCCUUUGGCUUGACUAAUGCACUUGGAGUUUUUAUGGACCUAAUGAAUCGAGUUUUCUACGAGUACAUGGAUAAAUUUGUCAUUGUCUUUAUUGAUGAUAUAUUGGUGUAUUCUCGAAGUGAAGAAGAGCAUGAAAAACAUUUGAGGGUUGUUUUAGGGAUCUUGAAGGAAAAUAAGCUAUUUGCAAAGUUCAAGAAGUGCGAGUUUUGGUUGGAGCGGGUGGUAUUCCUUGGGCAGGUUGUCACAGCUCAAGGAAUAGAAGUGGACCCCAGCAAGGUAGAAGCGGUAUUGAAUUGGUUAAGACCAACCAAUGUAAAUGAGGUUCGCAGCUUUUUGGGUUUAGUUGGAUACUAUAGGAGGUUCAUCGAAGGGUUCUCCAAAUUGGCAGGGCCUUUGAUGCAACUAACUCACAAAGGUACUAAGUUUGAAUGGACAGAGAAAUGUGAAACUAGUUUUGAAGAAUUAAAGAAGAGGCUGGUCAACGUGCCAGUGAAAGCUGAGCACCAAUGA
Molecule: messenger RNA, 513 nt
Organism: Diospyros lotus (date-plum)
Lineage: Eukaryota; Viridiplantae; Streptophyta; Magnoliopsida; Ericales; Ebenaceae
Exons: 2
Coding region: 1-513 (170 amino acids)
Source: RefSeq, a predicted model, not a curated record